AUGCAAUAUACUACUUUACUUGGUGCUUUAUUAUUAGCAGCUUCAUCCCAAGCAGCCCUUGACAGCUCACAAGUUGAUUUCCUCACGAGAUUUGUCAAUGAUGCUAGAUCUCACACCAAGGAAUACUUAUCAUACGUCCAGACUGCAGAUGCUGAUAUCCCAGGUGAUUUCGAAUCAUUAGCUAAACAAAUUUAUGCUACAACUGGAAAUGGUUACACUAGUGAAUUUGAUUCUGCCAAGGUUAAGACAUUAGAAUCCUUCGCCACUGGCUUGCCAUGGUACCUGUCGAGAAUUGCUGAUUCUGGGUCCUCAGAAUCAGGCUCCUCAGAAUCCGGCUCUUCGGGAUCGGGAUCCGGCUCAAGCGCAAGUUCUACAUCAAGUUCUAGUUCUAGUUCAAGCUCUGAAUCAUCAAGUGCUAGUGCUGGUGCAGCAGGCCUCAUAGUUCCAGCUGGAGCAGGAAUGGCUGCAUUGGCAGUUGCCUUACUUUAA
Debaryomyces fabryi is the source of this 489-nucleotide messenger RNA. RefSeq names its product SRP1/TIP1 family protein. The coding region runs from base 1 to 489 and encodes 162 amino acids. The transcript has a single exon. The record is from RefSeq and is a predicted model, not a curated record. Lineage: Eukaryota; Fungi; Ascomycota; Pichiomycetes; Serinales; Debaryomycetaceae.